AUGGCAAUCCAAAUCCCAUUUGCCCUCCUCACCCUUUCAACCAUCUUUCUCCUCCUUCCACCAUACACCACCGCCGACUACGUUCUCUACAAUGGCGAAGUGCUCAUGGCGGGCCAAAACCUAACAAACGGGUACUACCGCUUAACCAUGCAACCCAACUGUGAUCUAGUCCUCUACGAUAACUACGACACUCCGAUUUGGCAGACCAACACAGCUGGCGGUGGACAGAACUGCUAUGUCACCCUAAAGCCAAAUGGAGAAAUGGUCGUUCGACGAGAUGUCCACUACACUCUAUGGUCAAGUGCGAGCAAAUCCAAGAAAGGGAAAUAUGCCCUCGUGCUCAAUAGCAACGGCAGGCUCGGCAUCUACGGUCAGAGGCGGUGGAGCAGUAAUAACCAGAAGGACGCGAAGGUACUAAGCAGGUCCGAAGUAAAAACAGAGUAUGUAUUGUUCUCUGGACAGAGGCUCAGUCCUCCGAGGAAGCUGAAAUACAGAAACUACUCCCUGGGGUUCUCUAAGUGUAAUCUGGUCAUCAGAGAUGAACGGUCGGAGAAGGCUCUGUGGCAGACGAAUACAGACGGUAAUGAUUGCUAUCUUCAGCUGGAAAACGACGGGGAACUCUCGGUUAAGCGAUCCGGUGAACGUGUUUGGAGCAGCAACAAGAGGGGUGAGAGCGGUGAGUACAUUGCGGUCCUUCGUUUCGACGGGAGGCUUCAUGUCUACGGGCCGCAGGUUUGGUCUAAUGAAAGUCGCGAGGACUCAGAGCUCCUCACUGCUUCUCCGGUUGUUGGUGUGGAUUCUGCGUCGUCUUUGUAG
This is a messenger RNA of Ananas comosus (pineapple), 816 nucleotides long. Its product is annotated as mannose-specific lectin 3-like. The transcript has a single exon. The record is from RefSeq and is a predicted model, not a curated record. The coding region runs from base 1 to 816 and encodes 271 amino acids. NCBI's taxonomy places the organism in Eukaryota, Viridiplantae, Streptophyta, Magnoliopsida, Poales, Bromeliaceae.